Messenger RNA from Corvus hawaiiensis (hawaiian crow), 3644 nucleotides. It is a transcript of the gene PREP, whose product is annotated as prolyl endopeptidase. Gene Ontology annotation, cellular component: cytosol. Gene Ontology annotation, molecular function: serine-type endopeptidase activity; oligopeptidase activity. The coding region runs from base 170 to 2302 and encodes 710 amino acids. The transcript is spliced from 15 exons. The record is from RefSeq and is a predicted model, not a curated record. Gene Ontology annotation, biological process: proteolysis. Lineage: Eukaryota; Metazoa; Chordata; Aves; Passeriformes; Corvidae.
CCUGUGCCGCGCUGCGCGCCUGCUGCCGGCUGCUGCCGCCACGGCCCGAAACUCGGCCCCAGCCCCAGCCCCGCGGCCGCCUCCGCGCCUCGCCUCCUCCUCCUCUUUCUCCUCCGCCUGCUCCUCCUCCUCCUCCUCUGCUUCCCACCGCUCUCCGCCGCAGCCCGCCAUGCAGGCCUUCCAGUACCCCGAGGUGUACCGCGACGAGACCGCUGUGUCGGAUUACCAUGGAUGUAAAAUCAGUGAUCCGUACUGCUGGCUUGAAGAUCCCGAUAGCGAACAGACAAAGGCAUUUGUGGAGGCUCAGAACAAGCUCACAGUACCCUUUCUUGAGCAGUGUCCUGUCAGAGGACUGUUCAAGGAACGAAUGACUGAGCUCUAUGAUUAUCCCAAGUACAGCUGCCACUUCAAGAAAGGAAAAAGGUAUUUUCACUUCUACAAUACAGGGCUCCAGAAUCAGCGAGUUUUAUAUGUACAAGACUCCUUGGAUGCUGAUGCCAAAGUUUUUCUCGAUCCAAAUAAGCUUUCUGAUGAUGGCACUGUGGCUUUACGAGGUUAUGCAUUCAGCGAAGACGGUGAAUACUUUGCCUAUGGCCUGAGUUCUAGUGGCUCUGAUUGGGUUACUAUCAAGUUUAUGAAAGUAGAAGGUCCUGAGGAUCUCCCAGAUACACUGGAGAGAGUUAAAUUCAGUUGCAUGGCAUGGACCCAUGAUGGAAAAGGCAUGUUCUAUAACUGCUACCCAAAACAAGAUGGGAAAAGUGAUGGCACUGAGACCUCCACUAAUCUGCAUCAAAAGCUGCAUUACCACGUAUUAGGAACAAACCAGUCAGAAGAUAUCCUAUGUGCUGAAUUUCCUGAUGAACCAAAAUGGAUGGGUGGAGCUGAGGUGUCAGAUGAUGGUCGAUAUGUCUUGCUGUCUAUCAGAGAAGGCUGUGAUCCAGUGAACAGACUGUGGUACUGUGAUCUACAGAAAGAGUCUCAGGGUAUAUCAGGAAUUCUUCAAUGGGUGAAGCUGAUAGAUAACUUUGAGGCCGAGUAUGAGUAUGUCACCAAUGAAGGAACAGUGUUCACUUUCAAGACAAACCGCCAUUCUCCAAAUUAUCGGUUAAUCAACAUUGACUUCAGUGAUCCAGAGGAAUCCAAAUGGAAAGUUCUCGUCCCUGAACAUGAAAAAGAUGUUCUAGAAUGGGUUGCUUGUGUGAGGUCCAAUCUCCUGGUUUUGUGCUACCUGCAUGACGUGAAGAAUGUCCUGCAGCUUCAUGACCUAGCCACUGGCGCACAUCUCAAGACUUUUCCCCUAGAGGUUGGCAGUAUUGUGGGAUAUAGUGGCCAAAAGAAGGACACUGAAAUAUUCUACCAGUUUACUUCCUUUUUAUCUCCAGGUAUUAUAUAUCACUGUGAUCUGACCAAAGAGGAACUGGAGCCAAGAGUUUUCCGAGAAGUGACUGUUAAAGGAUUUGAUCCUUCGGUUUACCAGACAAUUCAGGUUUUCUACCCUAGCAAAGAUGGCACUAAGAUCCCAAUGUUUAUUAUUCACAAGAAAGGAAUUAAAUUAGACGGUUCUCAUCCUGCCUUCUUGUAUGGAUAUGGAGGCUUCAACAUAUCAAUUACACCAAGCUACAGUGUGUCAAGACUUAUUUUUGUGCGACACCUGGGAGGUGUUCUAGCAGUGGCGAACAUCAGGGGCGGUGGUGAAUAUGGGGAGACCUGGCACAAAGGUGGUAUCUUGGCCAACAAACAAAAUUGCUUUGAUGACUUUCAGUGUGCUGCCAAAUACCUCAUCAAGGAAGGCUACACAUCCCCAAAGAAGCUGACUAUUAAUGGAGGCUCAAAUGGGGGCCUUUUAGUUGCUGCCUGUGCUAAUCAGCGCCCUGACCUAUUUGGUUGUGCUAUUGCCCAAGUGGGAGUGAUGGACAUGCUCAAAUUCCACAAGUACACCAUCGGCCAUGCUUGGACCACUGACUAUGGUUGCUCCGACUGUAAAGAGCAGUUUGAAUGGCUGUGCAAGUACUCUCCACUUCACAAUGUCAAACUGCCAGAAGAAGAUGGUGUCCAGUACCCCUCCACGCUGCUUCUCACAGCGGACCAUGAUGACCGUGUGGUCCCUCUGCAUUCACUGAAGUUUAUCGCUACCCUGCAGUACGCUGUGGGCCGAAGCAGCAAACAAACCAAUCCGCUUCUCAUCCAUGUUGACACUAAGGCUGGGCAUGGAGCAGGAAAGCCAACUGCUAAAGUUAUAGAAGAAGUGUCGGAUAUGUUUGCUUUUAUAGCACGAUGUCUAAAUCUUGAGUGGAUUGAAUAGGCAAAAUGCUUAUUACUGUCUCCUUUAGAAAACAAGGGCUUUAACAUUUAAGAACAGCCACACUACUACUUGGUGUAGUACUUACAUUUAAGAACUACAGUUUAAUAUUUUAUUGAUCCAACCUGCUAUGGAGUUUUGAUCUUCUGUGCUUCCCUCUUUUUGGCAUUUCUUUGGGUUUUUUUUCUACUGCAUUCCAAAUUCCAUUUUGAAAAGCAUGUUCAAAAAAAUAGCUGAGCUACUCUCAGUACUGUUGUGAAAAUUUAGAUUUCAAAAUUAGUGCUAGUUGAGGUUAUUUCCUGUAAACAAUUUUAAUGUAUUUCAUCUAUAAACAUGUCCAGAUCAUUUGUAAUUAAAUGUAAGUACUGUUCACAUACAAGAACUCUGAGCAUAUUUUAUUUACACAGUAAUUUAAGAAUGUAAAUUGAAGGUGUUCAGUGAUAACCAUGAAAAACUGAAGAGACACUAAUACAGUUACAUCAAAUAUUAUUAAAAAGCUUAUAUUACAUUCUGUUCAUAAUCGUGUUACAAUCUGUAAUAAUGAUGUUGCUAAAUUGUUCUUUCUUUCCAAAGAGUCUUCAAAAUGUCACCAGUUUUCUGCCAUUUAUCUCUGCACAGAAAACUGGAGGCUGAAAAACUUGAAGAAGUCUUAGAUUCUCACUGUAAUCUCAGUCAAGCUAUACAGAUACUCUCCAACAACCUGUGUGAAGUUAUUUCUUUAACUGUUUCUGAAGAGUAGACCAGGCACUGAUUUAAAUAAAUGAACAAAAAAUAAGCUAACAAAAAAAAAACAAAACAAAAAAAUCCACCCCAACCCAAAGCCACAGCUUUGUCCAGAUUGUUCAGGUUCAGUUUUUUUCUGAUGCUUCUGACAGGAUGUUCUCUAACAAGGGAAAAUCUGAACAUGCACAUACAACCUAGUUUUGGCUGCAAAACAAGAGCUUGUAGUCAGACUCCCUAAUGAUUUGACACAGGCACAUUAUUUGAACUGCCAUUUUUCCCAUCUAAGCUGAAGAGCUAUAAAGUAGAUGUGAGUAUUUGCCUACUGUCUAAUCUCUCAUGCGCUGCAGCAAUUAAAGUUCGAUUUUGCAGAGAAAAAAGUAUUCUAUCAACUAUUAUUAGUCUUGUUGCCCCUCCAGAAAACAUCACUGUUUCUCAGUUUUGGAUGAACUGAUCUAAUCUUACAGAAUCAUGCUUGUCAUUACAUUCAUACUUAGACCCUAAGGACUGUAUUUUAACUCUGGGCUCAGGAGUUUUAUCUCUAAGCAAAUAGUGUCUCGGUGCAGGAAGAGGAGGGAGUGGUAUUUAAAAGAGAGGGCAAAAAUAAAAAUAAAUUUGUACCAGA